AUGAAGCUUUUACUCGUUUUCGCAUUUUUGGCUCUUGUUUGUUUGGCUCGAUCGGCACCAUCGGCAAUAAGUAAACCACGACAACUCAUUCUUCCUCAUUAUGAUGAAGAUGAAGAAAUUAAAAUACACAUAGAUGAAGAUCAUACACAUGGCAUCGAUACUGAAGAUGCCGAUGAUGCUGAUGAAGAAGAACCAUCAACAACAACAACAACAACAACGACUACAACAACUCGUCGUGCACCUUAUGCAUUUCCAACAAGAGAUCGUAAUUUAAUACCUUCACGACGACCUAUUCGAACACAACGUCCAACAACUCGUCAAACAACAACAACUGUUGCUAUUGAUUAUGAACAAAACGACAAUGAAUAUGAUGGUGAUUACAAAUAUGUUCGAGAUUUUCGUAAAUAUAUUCAACAAUUAGUCGAUGAUAUUAAAAAAGUCAUUCGAAAUCUGACUGGUAUGGAUUUGACUGAUACACCUCGACGACAACAGUAUCCUGAACAUGAAGAUUAA
Adineta steineri is the source of this 513-nucleotide messenger RNA. The record is from the annotation of a GenBank genome assembly. NCBI's taxonomy places the organism in Eukaryota, Metazoa, Rotifera, Eurotatoria, Adinetida, Adinetidae.